Messenger RNA from Cololabis saira (Pacific saury), 4530 nucleotides. It is a transcript of the gene cyp26c1, whose product is annotated as cytochrome P450 26C1. NCBI's taxonomy places the organism in Eukaryota, Metazoa, Chordata, Actinopteri, Beloniformes, Belonidae. Gene Ontology annotation, biological process: sterol metabolic process. The record is from RefSeq and is a predicted model, not a curated record. The coding region runs from base 310 to 1944 and encodes 544 amino acids. The transcript is spliced from 7 exons. Gene Ontology annotation, molecular function: iron ion binding; heme binding; oxidoreductase activity, acting on paired donors, with incorporation or reduction of molecular oxygen.
UUGUGUAUAAAACCCCCCGCGGGCCGCGUCUCUGCGCAGGAAACCUCUCCGCUUUGGCACAGGAGGACGCACAGCGGAGACGCAGCUUCUGCUGGGACGGAUAUUAUAGACGCCGCUGCGAGGACAAGGGUUGCAGGUACGAAUCCUGUUCUGUUCCUGAUCUGAAGCCUGAAGACAGAUCUGCGCGUCCUGCGCCGGUGGAAAACUGCGUGAGAAGAUAACAAGAUUUGUUGGAGAUUUUAAACAGAUCAGGUUGGAUCUGCGAGGAUCGGUUUCCAGCUGGCGGCGCAGGUGGAUGCUGGGAGGGAGAUGUUCGCCCUGGCCCAGUUCGGGUCCCAGUUCGGGUCCCAGUUCGGGCUGCUGUCGGCUCUGGCCGCCGCGCUGACGUCGGUUCUGUCCGCGCUGCUGCUGCUGGUUCUGACCCAGCAGCUGUGGAGCCUCCGCUGGACUCUGACCCGGGACCGAACCAGCAACCUGCCGCUGCCGCAGGGCUCCAUGGGCUGGCCGCUGGUCGGGGAGACGUUCCACUGGCUGUUCCAGGGGUCAAACUUCCACAUCUCGCGGCGGGAGCGUCACGGAAACGUGUUUAAGACACACCUGCUGGGGAAGCCGGUGGUUCGGGUCACGGGGCCCGAAAACAUCCGCAAGAUCCUGCUGGGGGAGCACAGCCUGGUCUGCACGCAGUGGCCCCAGAGCACCCGCAUCAUCCUGGGGCCCAACACGCUGGUCAACUCGGGGGGGGCCCUGCACAAGAGCAAGAGGAAGGUCCUGGCGAAGGUGUUCAGCCGCAGCGCCCUGGAGUCCUACCUGCCGCGCCUGCAGGACGUCAUCAAGGCCGAAGUGGCCAAGUGGUGCUCGGACCCGGGCCCCGUGGACGUCUACGCCGCCGCCCGGUCGCUGACCUUCCGCAUCGCGGUGCGGGUCCUGCUGGGCCUGAACCUGGAGGAGGAGCGGAUCGUGUACCUGGCCGGGAUCUUCGAGCAGCUGAUGAACAACCUGUUCUCGCUGCCCAUCGACGCGCCGCUCAGCGGCCUCCGCAAGGGCAUGAAGGCCAGGGAGAUCCUCCACGCCAACAUGGAGAAGAUCAUCCAGGAGAAGAUGGAGCGGCCGCCGACGGAGGAGGACGAGUACCGCGACGCCUUCGACUACAUGCUGUCCAGCGCCAAAGAGCAGGACUACCAACUCAGCAUCCAGGAGCUCAAGGAGACGGCGGUGGAGCUGGUCUUCGCCGCCCACUCCACCACGGCCAGCGCCUCCACCUCUCUGGUCCUGCAGCUGCUGCGCCACCCGGCGGUGGUGGAGCGGGCCCGAGCCGAGCUGGAGGCCGAGGGCCUCGGCCCCGACCCGGACCGGGUCCCCGGCCCGUCCUGCGUCACCGUGGAGACGGAGCGGGACGCCGCGGACCAGGAGACGACCUGCCUGCUGGACGGCGGGAAUCAGACCGGUAGUUUCCCAGAGUCCCAGUCCCACGUACCACACCUGACCCUGGACAAGCUGAGCCGGCUCCGCUACGUCGACUGCGUGGUCAAGGAGGUGCUCCGCGUCCUGCCGCCCGUCUCCGGCGGCUACCGGACGGCUCUGCAGACCUUCGAACUCGACGGUUACCAGAUCCCCAAGGGCUGGAGCGUGAUGUACAGCAUCCGGGACACCCACGAGACGGCGGCGGUCUUCCAGAGUCCGGAGCUGUUCGACCCGGACCGGUUCGGGCCGGAGCGGGAGGAGAACAAGUCAUCCCGGUUCAGCUACGUGCCGUUCGGCGGCGGCGUACGGAGCUGCGUCGGGAAGGAACUGGCCCAGAUCAUCCUCAAAACUCUGGCGGUGGAGCUGGUCGGAACCUGCAAAUGGACCCUGGCCACCGAGAACUUCCCCAAAAUGCAAACGGUGCCCAUCGUUCACCCGGUGAAUGGGCUGCACGUUCGCUUCUCCUACAAACACUCGCUUUAGGGGCACAGUAAGACUGAUUGACUUUCCAAAAACAGUUCAAACCAGGAGGCAGUUUAAGCUUUUCUGCUCCUGGAAAAAAAAAAACAACAACAAUAUUCCAAGCAAAAAAGACACGAGGACCCGGUUCGGACGGUUCAGUUCUGGCCUUCAGACGUGAGGAGGUUUACGUCGAGCACUUCAUCCAUUCUUUAGGUUUGACAGCCUGUGAUGCUCAACUGCAGUUGCUUCGAUCGUUUCCCAGUUUUCAUCUUUUGAAUGAGAAGCAGGCGACAUCCGGGUGUCACUUUUCAGGGUUUCGAGCUGGAUUCAGGACUUGCAGCGCCUACGUUCUUUUAAGACCAACUUCAAGGUGACGAUAAGAGCCAAAAAAGAAGCAUGCGAUGACACCGGUUCCUCUGAAUCGGGGACCGUUUGGUGCCUCCCAUGUCAGCGUAGCUGUAGAGACCCAUGUUUGAGGCGUUGCCAUGGUUACUGCUGUGCUGCUAGCAUGGAUGGCGGAGCAGGGAGGGAACAGGACGGCGGUUGUUUGGAUUUAACCACUGCUCCAUUUCUCAUAUUCAGUUCAAUGAAAUCUUAUACUACUAUAAUAAUAAUUCCAGAAAAGGAAAUUAUGUUGCAGUAACUUUCAUUUUCGUAAGUUUCUUCAAAGAGCCAUCGUAGAUGGUUCCGGCCGUGGGCAGGAAGGAGAAGACGUCUCUGACUGAAGACACUGCUGUCGAAUCAAUAUAUAUCUUGUAAAGAAGAUGCUCAGGGUUGUCCUUUUUUGUUUUCCGUAGCAUUUGUCUUCGUACACUCAUCUCAGAGGCUCCAGAAUGGAGCCAGGUGGGACUCCACAGCCCCUAUUCCCAUUUUACCCAAUCUGAAGAACUUUGUGAGCUACUGUACCAACCGGUUUCAGUCAAGACUCAAACCGGGCAUUUUCUUCUUUAAAUCUUUGAAUUGACCCCAUAAACGACGUAGCUGCAAAUCAUACCCAACGCUAGCUACCACCAGAUACUCGAUUAACACAAGAAAGAGGCGUUAUUAGCCGUGCUCAUUAUAAAAACAACACAUGACCAAUUUUAGACUUAAGGCACAAAUUAAACACUUAAAAAAUCAAUAUAAAUCCCUCAAUAUGGCAAUACCACCUUGAACCACACGGGGGUGUAUGGAUCUGUUACAACACUGUGCUGAGGUUUGAUGGUACGACUUUUUGUAAUACUACUUUGUCCCACUGGAGGUGCACUUUGUUGUACAUUUUCUUGUGAUAUGCUGCCUCCUUGUGGUCAGAAGUGGCAUUGCCUCGUAAAACGACACUUCUUAUCACUUCUUAUCUUUAAGAUAACUUAAAGCUAUUUAAGGAUUUAAGGAAUCCUGCCUUCUGUCUGAACGUCUUCAAAACUGGACGUGUCCUGUGGAUCUGUCCCCGAUGUGGAGAUACUUGAAAUGCAAGGCCAGUUUUAGUCUGUAAAUCUAUGUAAAGAUGAUUUAACAUCAAAGACGGAGUUUGACUCCAAACACAAAAAUCCAACCCUGGAAGUGCUUUUCCCAUUUGUAGUCCUCCGCUGCUCUUAAAACCAGUUUGUAACUGACAGCGUUUGUUGAAAACGCCUGGUUUUUCUUGUUCUUCGGUUCCCACGGCCGCCUCAGUUUACCUCCCGUAACCUGCCCUCUCUCAAGUGCCUUUGAGCAAGGCGCUUAAUGGUUACGAGCUCCGCUGAAGUAAACAAAACGUGAUGUGACGGGUUUUUAUUUGAGCUCGAUUGACAAAAACAUGAAACUCAAGCCAACGUUUGCAUCCGGGUCCCAGUCGGGGGAGGGGGGCAAAUGGACUGAAAACUGGUCCCCGGGACCACAUGGGACCCAGAUUUGGACCAUUUUUGUUGCUUUUGGGGUGACUGGAACUUCGGUCUCGGUCCCCCAUUACCCAGGAUGCCAUUCUUAUCACCCGACUCUGAACCCCAACACGGACAGUCCCCGAUGGGGGGCCCAUUGUUCAGCUGGUUAUUUCUCAGGCGGGCCCCAACGUGGAACUGUCUGCAGGGGGGGGGGGGACUAUUUGAUGGGGACACGAGAGACUGGACGCCGGUUCAACCGCGGAACUCGCACUUUCGUCAGGUUGGUUCCACCAUCAGGAAAUUCAAGAUGCUGUACAUUCAAAGUGUUCUUUUUCUUUUUCACAUGAAUGUUAUAUAGAUCUCUAUCCGUGCUGUUAUGUGUUUAUGAAAUGAAGUAGCGUUAUGAAUAAGCUGUAUUUAAAGAUAAGCAUCAUACCUUAGAGACACUAACCUGUAAUGUAAAAUACCCUUUCCUGCUGCUAGACCUUAGAAACUGUUUAUUGUUUAGAGCAGCAUAAAGUUAUAAUUAUUAUUAUUCUAAUUAUUAUUAUUAUUUUUAUUUUUAUUAUUAUUUUUUACUGUUACUGGUCUAAUUCUAGGACUGUUUGAAUCUUAAAGCCUAAUAAAUGCGCUGUGAAGUCACGUACAGAUGGAUUUAUGGAAGGAGAUAGCACUUUCUCCGCUUUAAGGAGUCUGUAUAUAUUUGUCUUGUUUAUAUGGUUCAGAGUAGCAGAUGUAGCUGCUGUACAGUUGGUUGAAAGAGUAAAAC